CACAAUUGUAUAGAUAAUCAUUCUUUUCUCGGGUAGCAUAUAAGAAGCGUGGAUCGCCGUCGCCAGGGUAACGACGCCACUCGUAUUCGAUUCGAGGCGCUGGGGCCAACGUAACAGCGUCAACGGUUCGUUUGAUGUCGGUGGGGUCUGCUAUCGUGUGGCAGCUAUCGUUGUCAUCAGAGCUUUUCUCGUACGCCCCCAACCGUUCGGAUAAUGAUGGUUUAGUUGUAUUGCCUUAUGCUGCUUUUAUGCAGAAGCUUGAAAUCAUCCGGGUCGUUUAGCGAGUACAAGAAGGUUGUUGAAGAUUCGUGCUAGAAACAGUGAUCGAUUUACGGAUACGUUCGAAAUGGGGUGCAUCUUUUGAGAGUACUGACAUACGACGGGAGAGCGGAGUCGUCGAGUACGAUGGAAUUCAAUGCAGUUCAUUUGGCCGCUGUGCUUUCAGCUAUCUUCAGCCUUUGCUGUGCUCAGAUUUACCUUGGUGGAAACUACGAUUACGACCCACGAUGUCAUAUCUCGCAGACAGUCCAGGGCGAAUGGUAUUCGAGAGAGCGUGGGGAUGACACCUUUACUACGAUCGAACAGGAAACAAUCCGAUUCAACGCAUACGAUCAGAAUACGCAGCGGAACCUGGUCAUCAACACGCGGUGUAUCAAUUUGACAAUAUACAACAAUGACAACUAUACGUUCGUUCUGCAGAGAACUGAUACACAUGUGCCAUGUUACUACUGUACGCGAAUGUUCGUGCGAACUCUCAACGUUAUCGACAAAAUUUCAACACCAUGCGUAAAUAUUAACCCUACAGAGAGGCCCGACGUGCAGACGGUUUGCCGGAAUCUCGACGUCAAUAUGGAACAGAUCACACUAUUUUCUACCAACCCUACGCCAAAAAACUGUCGCUCGUCCCUUGAAGGUGUCUGGAAGUUUGCGUAUAAAAACACGUACAGAUUCUCCGGCGAGUGCAAGCAUCCAGAUGCUAACAUUACAGCGUGCCAAGUACCUGGUAGUCAGUUCUUCAUAGACAACCAGCAGUUCCAAGUGAAUUAUCGGCAGUGUGAGGGCAUGGAAGACACCGAGGAAGGAGAAGUCCAAUUUAAGUGUCUCGGUGAUUGGUACAUUGGGAAGAACCACUUUUUCGCCGUAGUGAACUCCCGCGAAUCUCGUAUUGAUGAAAAAUAUCGUUGUUUUUUGGCUAAUAGAGAUGACGACACUUUCUUGGGAGCAUCUAUUACCCCUGAGUGUAAUGUCCUUAAGAAUCCUCAGGAUGCCCCAUCCAGAUACCACAUGGAGCAGGUGAAGACUGAAAUUAUGGAGCCACGUUGUAAGCUACCGGAAAACUUUACUGGCGAAUGGAUUAACACUGCUAACUUCGAUGCGGAUGUUAUUAUCAAUCGAACUCACAUUAUCGAGCGAUGGAAGCCUGAUACAGGCCGCAUCAAGGAACAGGUGUACGUUUGCGUCGAAAAAAGAAACAAUAGAUAUAUGAUGGCGAGACACGGAAUCAACGGAUGCCAACGUGACUAUGUUUGUUUCGAUUUCGUGCCACGACACCACUCUGUGAUUCGAUAUCGCAAAGGCAAAGAACUUCGAGAUCCAACUUUUUCUACUGUUUGUUCGUGGACUAUGUUCCGAGCUCAGCAGGAUUGGAGGUACGAUCUCUUGGUGAUGAAGAAUCCGGUAAGCAUUAAAUGUCCGGUAGCAGGCAAAUUCAAAUUCCAGCAGCACGGUGAUAUUCUGUUUGAGACUCGAAUUCGGGGCGGAGUAACCCAGAUGCCCCGCCCGAACGUCUACUGUAAAGAAAACAUUUCUGACUUCUCCGUAUGUGAUCGCGAUCAACGGACCAUCGCUGUUGAUGCCGACUAUUGUGUGUCUGUUGACCAUUUCGGCCGUCCCGUAGAUAUUUACUCCGAGCCAGACCAUAUGCUCAAAUGUAUUGGCUUUUGGCGAGAGAACCUCAAAAGCUACCUCAUUACGUAUGAAGAAGAGGACGCCUACUCUAAGUACCGCUGUUGGGUGUAUCAACGUGCUGAUCUCAACCGAAUUCUCAUGUCACUUAGUGUCGGUGCGUUCUGUCACGUUAAACAGGACGUCGUAUCUAUUAGCUCGCGGGAAGGGGCUCAAGUUGCCCUGGAUAUGGUUGAAUACGAAAGAGAACAUGACGACUGCCCGAUGUAUUUUGAUGAUGGAACCAAUCCGUAUGCGGAGAUAUCGGAGCAGGCUGCCACGUUCGAUGCUGCCACGUUCAAUGGUGCCUCUGAAGUUCCACAUUGUUCAUUAGCUGUAUUGUUGUCUAUUGUAUGGCUGAUAAUCGGCCAUAUUUGCAGACAUUUAUAUUAACAGUUUGGUGAAAAUGUCAAUCAAAUUAAAAAUUUUACGAGUUUUUUGAAGUUCAUGUGAGUAUUAUGCCUUAAACAUAAAGAAGAACACUAUGGAUUCAUUAUCGUACGACAGUUCGAUUUUUUACUAUGAGCAUUAAAACCCACUGAUGCCCUUAAAGGACAAACAAACAUUUUAUUUAUUUGAAAAAGCUCUAGAUACGCUAUUGCAAUGGUCUAUCUCUAGAAGGAUAAACUUGCUUGUAGUCUGAUAUAAAAAUUGAGAUAACGGUUUACUAUUUGCUUAAUAAUAUACGUUUAUUUAGAGAUUAACAAUUUAUUUAUAUAUUCCUUUUAGCAGACAUUAUUCUUUAUCGGUGCAAUUGAUUCUAUGCAUUGACUCCAUUACAUGGAAAGGGAAACUUUAAUUAACCCUUCGUCCUUUCGCCAUUGAGAUAUGAAUGCUUCUCGGAGCAGUGUGCAAAUAACAUGUUCACUUACCUAUCCAGUGCCUUACCAGUACCUUAACCGUCAUCGUGCAAUCAAGCGGUCUUUAGACAAAGGUCGAGUUAACGAAUACAUAUCAAGCUAACCACUAUAUAGGCAGUUUAGCAUUGUGCAGAAAUACAUCGAUUCUACGGAUGGAAGCAUUAACGAUACAUUGAUUUGAUAAGACGCCUUACACAUUAUGCUUAUAGCUCGUUUCAACAAAACUUUACCUUUCUUCCGAAUCGAACUUCCGCCAACAUACCGCUAGGGAUGUUGGACUGUUAAUAUAAUGACAUGUACGUCUUUAUUUUUCACGCUGAAAUAGGGCACACCAGAAUAAGAUAAAGCAACGCUUGCGAAUAGAAGCAUUUGAUAUAGCAAGGGAAAUUGCAAAAGCUCGAACGUCACUAUAGUAUAUUAUAUUGCCAUAGUUUAAUAUUUUGCUGCGUCGAAACGGUUCUGUGCGGAUGUACAUAUAAUGAACGCAUUUAUAAAAAAAAAAACGCUUUGUGAAUAAAUUAUUGAAAGCGAAAUAAAA
Varroa destructor (honeybee mite) is the source of this 3342-nucleotide messenger RNA. It is a transcript of the gene udt, whose product is annotated as protein undicht. NCBI's taxonomy places the organism in Eukaryota, Metazoa, Arthropoda, Arachnida, Mesostigmata, Varroidae. Gene Ontology annotation, biological process: wound healing. The record is from RefSeq and is a predicted model, not a curated record.